This is a messenger RNA of Vitrella brassicaformis, 3006 nucleotides long. The record is from the annotation of a GenBank genome assembly. Lineage: Eukaryota; Vitrellaceae.
CCCACACGGCCCCUACGCGGCAACCAUCGAAAAUGACCACUGAGACUGACUGGAUAACAACACGCGACCAAUCCUUCUGCCCGUCCGUCCGUCCGUCCGUCCGUCGUGUGUCUGUCGGCCACGGACUGCAUUGACGGACGGAUGCAUCCCAUCGCAUAAUCCAAUAAAUGCACUUAAGACAACUGAACAAAGCCAAUCAAUCGCUGACACAGACACACAUACACACACACGGAGACCACACUGUAUGAUUGAUACACAAGGCAGGCCGCACAUGUCACGUCAGUCUCAUCACACCUCCUCGCUUGUGCUCGAGGCGGCCGCCCCGUCCACACCCACCCCCACACCCCCGCCCCCUUCCUGCCCCACACCAGAUGGGGUGUGGGGGGUCUCAUCUCCUCCUUGCUGCGUCUGCGUGUCCGGCUUGUCCUCGGACGGCCGGGGCUGGGUCACAUUCCGACGGUGGCUGUUGGCUUCCAGGGUGAACACCUCAACUUCAUCUAAAGCAUACAAAUGCAAAUAUUAACGUGUGGGCGUAGCGCAUGUCGAUCGCUUUGCGGGCUUGUGUACCGAUGUAACAGAUGGCGGGGCUGCCGAAGAGGCGCCUGUUGCCCUCUGGCCAGCCUGCAGGCUGCUUCAGCCGGGCGCUGUCGCCACGCAGGUAACCGUAACACCUACACACACACCAUACACACAUAUAACACCUCGUGUAUGGUAUGAGUCUGUACGACGUUGAGUUGGCCACCACCGGACCUGGUCAGGUUGUCGUGUACGCCCUUGCUGCCGGUGUCGCCGCAGCCCAUAAUGAGGCACCCGAAGAACUCCACCAGGCCGUGGGGCGUGUUCUCGCCGUCAGUCAGUGAUCCCUUCCACUCGGUCCCACGCACCGUCACCUUGCUGUCGCCACAUGCCUGAUUCAUCCACACACACACACACACACCGUGUCAAGCGGUGUCUGUGUGUGUGAGGGGGGGGAGGGGCUGCAUACAGACGUACCAGUUUGAAUGGGCCCGGUUGCAGUGAGAACAGCACGGGAGCGAAGUGCUCACAAGACGGGUCGACGGUGACUAUUGUGGCCUUGUGGGUGAGGCAGGGGAGCGGUGCGUCGAUGGCCACGCCCACGAGUGAGUCGGACUGGCACUUGCUCUUCCGCUGGGCCAGCAGCAGGAGGGGCGAUCGGUCGAUGACCUUGCUCAUGAGAUUGUCGAACGUGUGACCGUCGCGAGAUGACCUGACGAACACACACACAGCCACACACAUGGAUCGUGCACGUGUUGGUGCUGGAGGGGGAGGGAAGGGGCUCGUACUUGUAGAUCAGCUCGAGUUCGUCGUGUGGCUUCAGGCCCAUCCAUUGGCGGAUCUUGUACAGGUGCUCCCGGCUCGUCAGCAGACUGCUGCCCUUUGGGGGCAGACACAGAGCGCCAUAAGGACCACCAUACCUGGCCAAUCACGCCAACACCAACACAACACCGGCAUGUCUGUUUGUCCUCCAUGGCCGGCUGUGUAUGUGGAUUGAGGGUGGCUACAUGUCAAAGACGGCCUUGACUCGGUCAACGUGCUCCCUGGGGUAGCUGGGCAGCACGAUCGGCGACUCCCUCUCCUUGUCGUUGGUGGCCUGGGCCUGCAGGUGCAGCCGCCGACACGCCUCAAUCAUGAAGGCCACAGCGUCAUGCGGCACUUUGCAUAUCGUUUUAUUUGACCACCUGACCGACGGCAAACACACGGCACGUUGUCAUGGUCAUGUGCACAGUCAGUUGUUGGCUGGCUGAGUCACUCACUUGACGAAACGAUUGUACAUGGAGUUCUCCUCGCCGAAUGCGCGGAGCGUUGCGGUGGUGGUGGUGAUGGCGCGGCCCAUGACUUCGACGCUCACCACUGAGGCGCUGUCGUCGUCGCGGCCCGUCUCGAUGUCCGCCUGAGAUGAACGAGACCCACUGAACAAACCGGACAGAAGGAAAGACAGACAGACGUAGUGCAGUGCACCGCACCGUCUCUUUGUCGGUUGCCAUUCCAUCUCCCCCCAGCUCACCCCUGCACCCUGGUGAAGAAGUCAUGGACAGCGGCGAUCCUCUCCUUGAAGGCCUCCUCGAUGCCCUCGCCUCCCCCCUCCCCCAGGUGGCCCCGCACCACGCCCAUCAGCCGUCCCUUCUCGGCCCGCCAUGUGUCCACACACCUGUCAACAUCCUCCAAGAAGCGACAGGGUGACGCUGUUGACGACGAUAACACGCCGCUGCUGCAGGCGGGGACAACCACCUCGUUGCUGGCUGCUGGGGGCUUUGGGGCACAGAGUGGUGCUGGUGUCGGUGUCCGCUGGACGCCCGUGAAGGUGCGCAGGAGGGCGGGGAAGUAGAUGUUGGACGGCGGGGCUUUCGUGGUCAGAUCUGAGGGGGAGAUGAGGCCCAGCUCGACACGGACAAGGUCGUCAACCAAAGCGGCGAAGCACUCCCUGUGUGGACAACAGAAGAACAGCAGCAAUACAGUCACACAUAAAGAAUGGAGACGAGACCACCUGCCGUGCCAGCCCCUCUUGCUGACCCGCAGCAGUUGAUGAACAUCCUGUUGUGUGGAUCUCUGAGGAAAUUGGCGUCCCACACGCCGCUGAACAGCUCCGCAACGAGCGAGUCCUCCACACACGUCAGCGUCGACCUCUGCACCUUCAGCACAGUUCCCCCCGCGUUGAUCUCCAGCACAUCAUCGCCGCUGCCACGGGCAUCUGGGCGACCACCAAGGCCUGCACACACCAGCAACACGACAGAGAUCUCCAGUGUGGUCGCACAGAGAUCUGCUUUGCGUCUAGAUCUACCUUUGAUGAUAUUCGCCCUGACUUCCCGGCCCUCCUCCAGGUGCUUCAGCGUCUCCGUGAGGUGUUUUUGCAGCGCUGCGUAGUGCUCCUCGAUGGCAAACAGGCCAGGCAGGGGCGAAGUGGGAUGAUGCGAUGGGAGGGCAUACGCCGAGGCUACAGCCGCUGCUGACGACGACAUCUUGGAGCCACCCCAGCCAAGCUCUCUG